Molecule: messenger RNA, 625 nt
Organism: Saitoella complicata NRRL Y-17804
Lineage: Eukaryota; Fungi; Ascomycota; Saitoellomycetes; Saitoellales; Saitoellaceae
Exons: 2
Coding region: 22-483 (153 amino acids)
Source: RefSeq, a predicted model, not a curated record
CAACGAAAGCCAUCUAUAAUCAUGGCUGACCGUCUUAGAGUCGAGGCUGCUUCCCUCACGAUGUACGCGUCUUACUACGAGGACUUGGCCACCUUGGUGGAGAGCACCCCCGUGGAGGCCUUUGCUGCCUCCAACUUCAUCUCUCAGUUCCGCAGGACUCAGGACAAGUUGGCCGACGCCAUGAAGCCCAGGAAGAGGAAGGCCGACGGCGAGCCUCACGCCCCCUCCGCGAAGUGGACUCCUGAGAGCACCGAGGCGCUGAAGAAGGCCAUUGGGAAGCACGGUAACGAGAGCUGGAAGGAGGUCGUCACUGAGUUGAAGGGAGAGUACACCAAGACUCAGGUCUACGAGAAGGCCAGGAGGUUGGGCUUGACCAAGCCCGUUGCGAAGAAGGAGAACGACACUGCUGAGGAUAACGGCGACAAUGAGGAGGGAAGUACUACUGGAAGCGACAGUGACUCCGAGAGCGACCCUGACGCGUAAAAGACGCGUUGAAUGACGUCGAGAUGGUGUUAUGAUAAUGGCGUAAGAUCGAGUGUUUGGGUAUUUUAAGGCAUGGAAAACGGACAAGGCUUAAUCAAGAUACUUUACGGAACAAAAUGAGACAUAAUCCUAUACCUCCUGC